Ziziphus jujuba (common jujube) is the source of this 3000-nucleotide messenger RNA. RefSeq names its product ubinuclein-1. Gene Ontology annotation, cellular component: nucleus. Bases 488 to 2731 code for a protein of 747 amino acids. The transcript is spliced from 13 exons. Lineage: Eukaryota; Viridiplantae; Streptophyta; Magnoliopsida; Rosales; Rhamnaceae. The record is from RefSeq and is a predicted model, not a curated record.
AAAAAAGCCUUAAAUCAGGGCGGCAACGGGUUUCGGCUUUAAAUGUUUGGCCAAAGAGACAAAAAUUCAAUAGAGAAUUCGGGUUCGGAUCCACCCCAAUAGGAAGUCCAUACCCGUCCCCAUCUCUCUUCCCUCCUCUCCGCACCCCCUACCCUCACUUUCUCGCAAAAGAAAGUGCAAGAAAAUUUUUCAACACCCUGUUGUUUAUGCAGUUAAAACCCCUCUACCAAAUAUUUCCCUCUAUCCCGCCUAAUCCUCUUAACUCCUAUUUGUCUCUCUCUCUCUCUCUCUCUAAAAAUUCUCUCUCUAUCUCUCUUUCUUUCUCCCCUUUAUCAAUUCCUUUUCCUGGCAAAUUCUCUUCUGUCUGUCUAGGGCUUAGACCUGAGACCUUCCCUUUGCUCCCUAUGUUUCUCGCAUCUUAAUUAUCGAAUCUUCGAUCCGAAUACCCUAGGAUUCUGGUUCUCCCAGAAUUUCCAAUUCCCAUUCGAUGAUGGAGGAAGAGAAAGGGAGCGGUGAUUCGUUAAGGGCUUCGUCGUCGUUUCUCAAAGCGGGUGACCGGCAAAUGUUCACGGUGGAGUUACGUCCCGGAGAGACUACUAUAGUUUCGUGGAAGAAGCUCAUGAAGGACGCUAACAAAGUCAAUGGGCCUUCUACUUCCGCGCCUGAGCCUCCCGCCAAUGCUCACCCACGUCUCGAGUCUCGUAUAGCUCCGGUGCAACCGGAUGGUGAUGAAGUUAAAGAUGGGCCUGCAACAAAUCGCUUUAGUGCGGUUAUUGAGAAGAUUGAACGCCUUUAUAUGGGUAAGGACAGUAGCGAUGAUGAAGAUCUAAAUGAUAUUCCUGAUGAUGAUCAGUAUGAUACAGAAGACUCUUUUAUUGAUGAUGCUGAGUUGGAUGAAUAUUUUCAAGUUGAUAAUUCAGCAAUAAAACAUGAUGGGUUUUUCGUGAACAGGGGAAAACUGGAACGCAUAAGUGAGCCUGCUGCAUUGCCGAACCAGCAACCAAAGAAAAGGAGAAGGAAAGAUUUAGCAAAGGGUAAUGGUGAAAAUGAUGAUGGUCACUUGCCAAAUAAUAAACAUGCAAAAUUAAGUAAGAUGGCAGCUGCAAAGGUUACAUCAAAUCUCACAAAAAGCUCUUCUACGCCCUCUCAACCUGUGGCUGUAGCUGGUGAACACUUUGAAGAUGUGAAACUUCAGAAUCAGUUUAACGCUUCUGAUGGUUCUAAAAAGAAAUCAUCUGAUUCUAAAACAAUGUUGGAUCCUACAUUUCUGAAAGUUUCAAAUGGAGAUGCAUCUGUACCACUACCAGAGGGGAAGGAUUUUGAUAAGCAGAAGACUGGAGUCCUCCUAUCUAAGGAUUCAAGUAGUAAACUUAAAGAUGUUGGUGCUGAUGGUUCACACCUGAAAUAUCAUGAAAAAAGUGCUUAUUCACAAUCCAGACCCCAAUCUGGAAGACCACUGGGUAAUGUUGAUGAGCUGGAUUCAUCAGUUCGGGCCAGAGAAAAAAAUGGGAUUCGUGAACCGUUGGACCUUAACACUUUUGAGGGGAAAUAUUCCAUUCCAACAAUGAAAACUCAUGUGCACAAAAGGGAUGGUUCUAGUGUAAGGCCAAAAAGCUCAAUGCUUGAGAAGGCUAUUAGGGAGUUGGAGAAGAUGGUUGCAGAAUCAAGGCCACCUGCUGUGGAGAAUCAAGAGGGUGAUAUUUCAUCACAGGCAAUUAAAAGAAGAUUGCCUAGAGAAAUAAAGAUGAAACUUGCUAAAGUUGCCAGACUAGCGCAGGCUAGCCAUGGGAAAGUAUCCAAAGAGUUAAUUAACCGACUUAUGAGUAUUUUGGGUCAUUUAAUACAGCUGAGAACAUUGAAGAGAAACUUAAAAGUCAUGAUUAGUAUGGGUCUGUCAGCAAAACAGGAGAAAGACGACAGGUUUCAACAUAUAAAGAAGGAAGUUGUAGAGAUGAUUAAAUUGAGGACCCCCUUAUUGGAGUCCAAGGCAUUGGAGCAACAAGCUGGAGCAUCAGAUGAUUUCCAAGAAGUUUCUGCUGAAGAUAAAGAAACCUCUAAAAAAAAGUUUAGUAUGGAUGCAGCGUUGGAGGACAAGAUCUGUGAUCUCUAUGAUCUUUACGUUGAUGGACUGGAUGAAGAUGCUGGUCCACAAAUCAGAAAGCUGUACGCAGAGCUUGCGGGUUUGUGGCCACAUGGUUUUAUGGACAACCAUGGGAUCAAACGUGCAAUUUGCAGGGCAAAAGAGAGGCGAAGAACAUUAUAUAACAGAAAUAAGGAAAAAAUUAGGAGGAAAAAGGUGUUGCCUCCGACAACAGAGGACACUGUUAGAGUUACAGCUAAUUCAAUUAUUCAGCCACAAUAUACAGGAGAAAGGUUAGCCACAGAAUCAGGCACUCAUAGUUCAGCAAACAAGCCGGUUUCAAGUGCAGGUGCAGCGGUUCGGAUGCCCAGUCCAAUAAAUGCUCCUAGUUUUGACAGACUAAAACAAGAGAAAUUAAAAGGAAGUUCAAGCAAUCCCAUGGAUCAUGUAAGAGUGGGAGAUGGCACCUUACCGAAGAAGAAGGUGAAGAGGAAGCCAGAAGUAGAAUCGGAUGAAACUCGUGUUCGAGCGGAGAAGUUACCUCCUCAACAAGGAGAAGAGAGACAGAAGUCAUUGAAGCAGGCUGCAAGUAUUCCUCAUAAAUCAAAUCUUCAAUCCAAUGUUCUUCCAAGUGUUGAACAGUCGAGCUGACAUGAGAUAAACCUAGUUAGGAAGUUUUUGGAUUAUAAAAAUGUUUGUGUAACGACGUCUUCAGAUUUUUUAUGUAAUUUUUUCUUUUUUUCUUUUUUCAUGGGUGGUCUUCAUUCAUUCUGACCUACUGAUUGUUACCAUUUUUGUAAUUACAUAUUGUUGCAUGGUGGCUUAUUAGAGAUUUAUCUUUAAAUAGAUAUGGCAGAAAGCUGUAAUUUUCUUCAAUUUACCAGAUCUUAAGAAUGUAAAGCUCUAUUUUCUUCUCCUCU